Messenger RNA from Thlaspi arvense, 912 nucleotides. The record is from the annotation of a GenBank genome assembly. Lineage: Eukaryota; Viridiplantae; Streptophyta; Magnoliopsida; Brassicales; Brassicaceae.
AUGAUGAACUCUCCUGACCUCGAUGAGCAAUUAGAAGCCGAUGUAUACAGUAACCUGCCUUCUCAAAAUGAUUCUUCAACAGGGAUAACGACGAGGAGAAAUCGUAGCUCGCUUAGAUCGAAACAUUCAGAGACAGAGCAACGAAGAAGAAGCAAAAUCAAUGAAAGGUUUCAGAGUUUAAUGGAUAUUAUACCUCAAAAUGAUCAUAAACGAGAUAAAGCGUCUUUCUUAUUGGAGGUUAUAGAGUAUAUUCACUUUCUUCAAGAAAAAGUUCAGAUGUAUGAAGGAUCUCACCAAAUGUGGUAUCAAGCCCCAAGCAAAUUGAUUCCAUGGAGAAAUAAUUAUGAGCCUGUUGUGGAGGUCACUGACCACCCUGAGAUCGUUAAAUGCUUGUCAAGUAAUGAUAAAGUUUCUGCUUCUUCCGGGUUUCUCUCGGAUAUGCAAAGACCUGUGGAUCUUUAUGUCGACGACUCAGCAGCUAGAGCUAGUGCCAAGAUUCUCGAACAGAGUCAUGUUUCAGCAGUCUCGUCUUAUGAACUUACCGAGCCUCCGCUGGAGUUUGUUCAGCAUGACUUUUGGCAACCAAAACCAACUAGUGAAUCAAAUGUUUGCAAUACAAAUGAAUCGUUGAACUCGGACGAAAAAGCAUCAGCGAGCUUGUCCACUGUCUGCUCACAAAGGGUACUACACACUCUAACUGAAGCACUUAAGUCAUCGGGUGUCAAUAUGUCAGAGACAAUGAUAUCUGUGCAGUUAAACCUUCGGAAAAGAACAGAUCGCGAGUAUCCUGUCACUGCUUUUGCUUCUGAGGAUAACUGUAAUAGCAUCCCGGAUGAAGAAGGGGAUUUUCCUACUGAAACUAUAAGCUCAUGCAAAGAUUUAGAUCAUUUCCGAAAGAGGACAAGACGAUAA